Messenger RNA from Peronospora farinosa, 432 nucleotides. NCBI's taxonomy places the organism in Eukaryota, Oomycota, Peronosporomycetes, Peronosporales, Peronosporaceae. The record is from the annotation of a GenBank genome assembly.
AUGCACAGUAUGGACGUAGGGCCAUCGAUCGUGAUGAGCGAGGUGGACGCAUGGACAAACGAAACGUGGCUGCCAGGCUUUAAGGUGUCGGAUGACGCAAAGGUAGCAGUGGACAUUAGUGGUGCGUUUCCGAGAACGGGUAAGGAGAGUGUAUGGAUUCUGGACAGCGCUUUGAAUGUCCACUUGGUACGCGACGUCAGUCUGCUGCGGAAGGCUUUCAACUUCUCAGACACAUGGCGAACCGCAAACGAAGACACUUACAAGUAUCGCGACGAGGGACGGUCGUUCUGCGCACCGCCUACAGCCUGCGCACCGCCUACAGCAGCGCCUACAGCCUGCGCACCGCCUACAGCAGUGCGCAGAACGACCGUCCCUCGUCGCGAUAUUUGUAAGUGUCUCCGUUUGCGGUUCGCCAUGUGUCUGAGAAGUUGA